Molecule: messenger RNA, 1536 nt
Organism: Panicum hallii
Lineage: Eukaryota; Viridiplantae; Streptophyta; Magnoliopsida; Poales; Poaceae
Product: endoglucanase 20-like
Exons: 7
Coding region: 1-1536 (511 amino acids)
Biological process (GO): carbohydrate metabolic process
Molecular function (GO): hydrolase activity, hydrolyzing O-glycosyl compounds
Source: RefSeq, a predicted model, not a curated record
AUGGCGGUGAAGAUGUGGGUGUUAAUGGCACUGAUGAUGAUGUGCGCUGGUGUAGGGCUUGGUGCUCCUGAUGGUGGGGCUGCCGCCGGCGAUGGCCUCGGCAGCCUGAGCUCGCCAAACUACAACGACGCGUUGGCCAAGGCCAUCAUGUUCUUCGAGGGGCAGCGGUCGGGGCGGCUGCCGGCGAACCAGAGGGUCAAGUGGCGCGGGGACUCGGCGCUCAACGACGGCCAAGCCGAAAACGUGAACUUGACGGGCGGCUACUACGACGCCGGCGACAACGUCAAGUUCGGCUUCCCGAUGGCGUUCAGCGUCACCCUGCUGAGCUGGAGCGCCAUCGAGUACCGCGACGAGGUGGCGGCGGCGGGUCAGCUCCGCUACCUCCGGUCGGCGAUUCAGUGGGGCGCCGACUUCCUCCUCCGUGCCCACACCUCUCCGACCACCCUCUACACUCAGGUUGGCGACGGCAACGCCGACCACCAGUGCUGGGAGCGGCCGGAGGACAUGGACACGCCGAGGACGCUGUACAAGAUCACCAGGAGCUCGCCCGGGUCCGAGGCCGCCGGCGAGGCCGCGGCGGCGCUCGCCGCCGCGUACCUGGUGUUCAGGGACGACAGGGACAAGACCUUCGCCACGCAGCUCCUCGCCGCGUCCAGAUCCCUCUUCGACUUCGCCAACAACUACAGGGGAUCCUUCCAGUCCUCCUGCCCGUUCUACUGCUCCUACUCUGGUUUUCAGGAUGAGCUCCUCUGGGCCUCGGCAUGGCUCUACCGGGCGACAAGGGACAGGAAAUACCUCGACUUCCUGCAGAACAACCAGGGCGGCAGUUCAAACAUGUUCAGCUGGGACAACAAGUAUUCUGGAGCUCAGAUGCUUGCAACACAGGAGUACUUGGCUGGAAGGACAGAGCUGGUAGGCUACAAGAGGGGCCUGGACUCCUUUGUCUGCGCCGUGAUGCCCAACAGCGGCAACACACAAAUACGCACAACUCCUGGAGGGCUUCUGUUUACAAGCGAUUCAGUCAAUAUGCAGUACACUGCGACAGCAACCCUGCUGUUGUUCAUCUACUCGAAGACGCUGAGUUCUUCGGGCUCCGGCACAGUCCAGUGCAGCGGAGCAAGUUUCUCUCCAGAUCAGAUCAGUUCAUUUGCAGCAUCACAGGUGGAUUACAUCCUGGGGGAUAAUCCAAUGGGCAUGUCCUACAUGGUUGGCUUCAGCUCUAAGUUCCCAAAGCGCAUUCAUCACCGCGGCUCAUCGAUCCCGUCGAUCAAGGUUCUGCCAAGGAAGGUAACUUGCAAUGAGGGGUUCUCAUCAUGGCUCCCGACAAGCGACCCGAACCCGAACGUCCAUGUCGGUGCCAUUGUUGGCGGACCUGAUGGGAAUGACCAGUUCCCUGAUAACAGGGGGGAUUCCACACACUCCGAGCCAGCAACAUACAUCAACGCAGCAUUUGUGGGUGCCUGUGCUGCUGCUCUGGGGCAGAACUAUGUGCAGGGGCAUGUGGACGACAUCGCGUCAGUGAUAUCAUCUAACUAG